GUUCUACUGCCGCGGACGUCACGAUGACUCCCAAGUCGACGCAUCCUUCGUCGCUGCCUUCAACGACAUGGAUCUUCGGCUUGUUCUGCUUGAUCAACCUCCUGAACUUUGUGGAUCGAGGUAUCAUUCCUGGCGCUCCGACGCAGUUCCAGUACUUCAUCAAGGAAACGUUGCACAUCGCAGUUGGCGACGAGAGCAAGUACUUGGGGCUCCUGGCAUCGUCGUUCAUUGCUAGUUACGCAGGCUUCAUCCUUCUUUUCGGGUACCUCUCGAUCUUCAUCAAGCCUUUCCAUCUAGUGGCUGUGGGGUUGUUCGUAUGGUGUGUGGCAGUGGUCGUAUGUGGGGCCUCGAAACCCGCCAACAGUUUCUACCUGCUGCUCUUUGGGCGCAUCGUCAGUGGCGUAGGCGAGUCUUCGUUCCAGUGCAUCGCUCCGCCAUUCAUUGACGACCACGCGCCGCCAGCCCAGCGCACGCUUUGGCUCGGCAUCUUCUUCUCGUGCAUCUCGGUGGGCACAGCCCUCGGCUACGGAUAUGGCGCGGCCAUGGCCAACUCUGCUUGGGGAUGGGGCUGGGCUUUUCAUUGGGAAGCCAUCAUGAUGGCCCCUUUGGUCGUCGCAUGCGCGUUUUUCAUUCCCGACGCGUACAAUCGAGCUAGCCAAGACCACCACCACCACCACGUCCCCCUACCUACGGACGACUCGGACGACGACCCGAACGAUCCAAGUAGUAGCGAAGAGGCGGUUCCCGUAGCCCACACCCGCCAGCCGUUCGUCACGGAAGUGUGGGCAGUCGUGAACAAUGCCGUGUUCAUGCUCACGGUGUUGGGCACGGCAGCGUUUACGUUUUCGCUGGCCGGGCUCAGCGUGUUUGGCCCAAUGUUCUUGAUCGGGCUUGGGUUGUUUGACAAGGAAACGGAAGCGUCGAUGGUAUUUGGGUCUGUCGUAGUGAUCAGCGGCGUGAUUGGAACCCCAUUGGGGGGCCUCGUGCUCGACUGGUCGUGUCGCGCUCGACCCCACUUGCGGCAAUACAUUGCCCUGCGCCAAGUGUUUCUUGCCAUGACCAUCGGCACCGUCUUGUCGUUGCUGGCGUGGUGUCUGCUGCCGAACAAGAUUGGAUUCCUCCUCUGCUUUGGCCUCGCGCUAUGUUUUCUCUUUGCCACGACAUCGUCCAACGCGAUCGUGAUCUUGCUCUGUGUGGAUCCGUCCCGGCGAUCUCUUGCUGUGGGAGUCAACACCCUCAUCUUGCAUUUGCUCGGAGACGUGCCGUCCCCCAUCAUCCUUGGCGCGCUCAAGGACGCGUGGGCGCCGGACUGCGGCUCCAUUGAGAAGGAUGGCGCGGUCGUGCUGAAUCCCGACUGCGCAAAUGACUUCCACGGUCUGCUGCUGUCCCUCCUCUUCCCCCUGCUUUGGAUGAUCUGGUCCGUGCUGUCGUACGGCGCCGCGGCCUUCAUCGUGCAGAGGCGACUUCGUCGCCAAGGGCAUGACGUGUAGUUAGUUGUAGGUAGUGAUUCCAUCGGAAGGUGGUUUUCACUAUUUUUAAGCGAAAACCAGCCAUUCCUGUACGAGGGUAUCUAUCUACACUUUCAAACGCGGUUCUUCUGCGCACGAUCGGAUCAUUAUUGAGUCAUCAUUCCUCC
This is a messenger RNA of Aphanomyces astaci, 1636 nucleotides long. RefSeq lists its product as hypothetical. The transcript is spliced from 2 exons. Bases 24 to 1490 code for a protein of 488 amino acids. Gene Ontology annotation, cellular component: membrane. Gene Ontology annotation, biological process: transmembrane transport. The record is from RefSeq and is a predicted model, not a curated record. NCBI's taxonomy places the organism in Eukaryota, Oomycota, Saprolegniomycetes, Saprolegniales, Verrucalvaceae. Gene Ontology annotation, molecular function: transmembrane transporter activity.